Messenger RNA from Lolium rigidum, 1244 nucleotides. RefSeq lists its product as uncharacterized. The record is from RefSeq and is a predicted model, not a curated record. The transcript has a single exon. Bases 233 to 625 code for a protein of 130 amino acids. Lineage: Eukaryota; Viridiplantae; Streptophyta; Magnoliopsida; Poales; Poaceae.
CGACGCUGCCUGCAUAGCCUCCACUCGUCGCCUCCACCCACCUGGUAAAGCUUCAUGCCCUUCUCCCUUAUCCUAAUCUACUUAAGCAUGUAAGCUUAGCUAUCCGCAAAGCUAAAACCCCCACAUACUCUAAGACCGCCUAUACAGAUACUGUAGCCAGGUUGCGCGCCAAAUCACACACAAGCUCAGUCUCACAACCAUUCAAACCAGUACGUACAAGAUAGCGAAGCCCAUGGCGCAGCUUCCGGCCGUGCUGCCGCCGCUGGCGCUCGUCGACGGGGGGCGCAAGAAGCGUGCUGGGCUCCCGAGGCUCCUGCACAAAUUCUUCUUCAAGGUUCUGCGGCUGAGGCCUGCGUCGUCGUCGUCGGCAGCGGAGGGCGGCGCGGCGGCGUUCGAGGCGUACUACGGGUACCGGAUGGUGGAUGAGUACUACUACUACAGCUACGGCGGGUCGUCGUGGGCCGGGGUGCUCUUCUCCAUCCCGGAGGAGGAGAGCUCCGAGGAGGGCACGCCGGAGUCUGUCGUUCGGCCUGGCCCAUCCGCGCUCCGGAAGGCCCACUCCGACUCGGAGCGGUUCAUCGCCGCCGAGGCAGCCGCCGUCGUGCGCCUGGAGGUCAUCUUGUGAUUAAAACCGGGCACCGCUGCUGAGCUCGGCGUCUGAAGGACAGGAGGGCGCCUGCGCCGUCCGAUCUGAACUCGAUGCUCGGAUGACAGCAGCUGCGCGGGUUUAAGGGCGCAUAUGGGCUUGCUGAUCCUCGCAAGACACUCAGGGACCAUGCCUGUCAGUCCUGGAAGUUGCAGGAUUCAUCGACGGCUUGAAAGGUGGCAAGCACUACCUGGAGGUAGCCUAGAGCCCUGGACCAAACUCAAGCUGCAAAUACACUCGAGAGUAGUUAGGCUGCCACGUAGGGAAAUAAAGGAGUCCUGUUUGCAUAUCACAAUAUCAAGCUCAGUCCUGUCUAUUAGUUAGUGACAAGAGUUGCGUGCAUAGAUGACACAAAGAUGGAUUUCAUGUACUCUUAAGGGAUUCACGUAUUAGAUUGGAAAUUCGGGCAGAUUUUUCCUUCAAUUCCUCUGGUGAUUGAAUGGUUUCAAACAAAAGUUUCCAUGGCCUGAACGUGAGUGCUAUUGUUAUGUAGCAGUAGAAGUUGCUGUCUUGUUAACGUCACUAGUGAUGUGAACUGGCUAGCUUUCAUGUAAAUCCUUUAAUAGUAUAAAGUACAAAUCCGGCCAAUCUCGAUCAA